Microthlaspi erraticum is the source of this 1770-nucleotide messenger RNA. The record is from the annotation of a GenBank genome assembly. NCBI's taxonomy places the organism in Eukaryota, Viridiplantae, Streptophyta, Magnoliopsida, Brassicales, Brassicaceae.
AUGGCGGAUAAUCCGGUGGAGAAAAGGAAGCGUUGUGGGUUCUUAGGUCUUGUGUUCGGUAGACGUACCUUGUGGUCCAAGAAAUGUUCCGCGGAAAACGGUAGCCAUAGAAGCACAUUGAGUAGCAGCAAUGCCUCUACCGCCACCGCUACCACCAGCAACAUUCAGUUCACCAAAUCUCCUGGUACUGAAUUAAACCCCAAAAAGUCUCAAGAUCAUAAAGUUUCACCUGAGCCGAUCCAAAACCAAAACCAGAACCAAAUACAAAAACCUAUUUCAAAACCUUCAUCAAACCAAUACCCUAAUAACCAUCAAUCAGGAAGUAAUGGGAAUUACCAACCAAGUAAUAAACCAGGACCGGUCCAACAACAACAACCGAGGAAGGUGCCGAGGGAAGCAAUCGGUUUAUCAGGUGAGCUAGAGAGCAUGAUUCUCGAUAACCAGAAAGCAAAAGGGAAUAAUAUGGUUCGAGCAUCUUUUGGCAAUCUUGGGAACUUGAAGCAGCCAUGCGCAUCGGUUGGGAAUCAAACAACUAUUCAGAACAAUGGAUACGGGAAUAGUGGUGGUGGGGGUGGAGGGUAUGGGGUGAGAAAGACGACGCAAGAGGAAAGACAAACAUUGGUUGCACCAACACCGGUUUCAAACAACCAAGACCAGUCAGGAUUGUGUAGGGCGAUAUCGACGCGAAUGGAUCCCGAAACGUUGAAGAUCAUGGGGAAUGAAGAUUACAAGAAUGGGAACUUCGCAGAGGCGUUAGCAUUGUAUGACGCUGCCAUAGCCAUCGAUCCCAAAAAGGCUGCGUACCGUAGCAACAGAAGCGCAGCUUUAACGGCAUUGGGGAGAAUCCUUGAGGCCGUCUUUGAGUGUAGAGAAGCAAUCAGAAUGGAGCCUCAUUACCAUAGAGCACACCAUCGUUUGGCUAACUUGUACCUCAGGUUAGGAGAGGUUGAGAAAUCAAUAUAUCAUAUCAAGCAUUCAGGACCAGAAGCUGACCAAGAUGACAUUUUGAAGGCUAAAACGGUACAAACACAUCUCAACAAAUGCACUGAAGCCAAAAGAUUGCGAGACUGGAAUUGUUUGAUCAGAGAAACGGAGAGCACCAUAGCUUCAGGCGCCGAUGCAGCUCCUCAAGUGUAUGCUUUGCAAGCAGAGGCCUAUUUGAAGAGUUGCAGACAUCAAGAGGCUGAUGAUGCUUUGUCUAGAUGUCCGGUUUUUGAUGUGGAAAUGAGCACAAAAUAUUACGGACCGAUUGGUUAUGCUGGUUUCUUGGUCGUUUGGGCUCAGGUUCACAUGUCUUCCGGCAGAUUCGCAGAGGCGCUUGAGGCGAUCCAGCGAGCUAGCAAGUUGGACGGGAACAACAGGGAAGUGUGUAUGGUUCUCCGGCGAGCUCAGGCGGUGACGACGGCGCGAUCACGAGGCAACGAUUUCUUCAAAGCCGGACGAUUUCAAGAAGCUAGCGCGGCUUAUGGCCAAGGAUUAGACCACGACUCGAGAAACUCCGUCUUGCUGUGUAACAGAGCGGCUUGUCUGUUCAAAAUGGGACAGUUUGAUAGAGCCCUUGAGGAUUCCACAGCAGCACUCAACGUCCGUCCUGGCUACGCCAAGGCUCGACUUAGAAGAGCCAAUUGUAACACUAAGCUCGGGAACUGGGAAUCGGCGAUUAGAGAUUACGAGAUAUUGAAAAAAGAGACACCGGAAGACGAGGAAGUGAUCAGAGGAUUGUCGGAAGCUCAGAUGCAGCUCAUGAAACGCCGUGGUCAUGAUUCUUGA